Molecule: messenger RNA, 2382 nt
Organism: Trypanosoma conorhini
Lineage: Eukaryota; Euglenozoa; Kinetoplastea; Trypanosomatida; Trypanosomatidae
Product: putative choline/carnitine O-acetyltransferase
Exons: 1
Coding region: 1-2382 (793 amino acids)
Biological process (GO): carnitine metabolic process; fatty acid metabolic process
Cellular component (GO): mitochondrion
Molecular function (GO): carnitine O-palmitoyltransferase activity
Source: RefSeq, a predicted model, not a curated record
AUGGCGGAGGCAAGGUUUGCAGUGGGGCCCACAGCGGCCCUGCACCACGUCGGCUUUGAAGUGGACACAAGCAUUAAAAAAACGCAGCUGUACGUGGACAACCGUGGCCUUGUGCUUUACAUUCCACACCCCUACUUUAUUCUGAAGAACUUUCGUCGCUCCUUCUGGCGUGGGGUUGACAAAGUGCGCUUCGCGCUUUACCCGAUUCCAUUGUCUGUCGUGACCGCGUUCAGCUUUGGUGUCUUCCUAUGGGUACUCAAUUCACCUGCCGACGCAUGGAUCCGCACAAACCGUUUCUCAGAGCUUCUCUGGCGUUUUGACGAAAAGAACCCCAUUACCGCUCGCAUUCCCGCGCGAUACCGCAUGCCGGCCCUCUGCGCAAAUGUCGGCUUUGGCGUCGUGACGGUCUUCACGGCACUGCAGCGCUUUGCCCUCCGGCAGGUGCUGAAGUACAACGACUGGAUAUACGAGGCUCGGACAAGGGUGAGCCGCAAGACGAAGAUAUGGGGUUUCAUCCUCAAGACGUUUUUUAUGCAUACCAUCAAAAAAACAGGCGCGUACGAGAACUGUCUUCCGUCGCAACCGUUGCCAGCUCUCGAAACCACGGUGCGGCGUUUCAUGAACUCGAUGGUGCCAUUCUACGAGGGGAAACCGGAUGAGUGGGAGCAGCUGAAGCGAUUGUCUGAGGAAUUUCUAAAGAACGAGGGGCCGCGGCUGCAGAGAUUCUUGUGGCUAAAGUACCUGGUCGCAGAUAACUACAUGACAGACUGGUGGAUGAAGUACGUGUACCUCGCCCAGCGUGAGCGACUCUGCAUUAACUCCAACUGGUUUGGGGUGGCGUUUGCCAAGUACGUCCCUACCCCGCUUCAAGCCUCUCGUGCGGCGGCGUUGGUGUACAACCUUGUAAAGGUAAAGAAAAGAAUCGACAAGCACACUUUCCCACCACAGUUCACCGGCCCCGUUCCGCUUGACAUGAACCAGUAUCGAUACGUCUUUAACACCACCCGUGUUCCAGGGCGCGAGAUGGACGUGCUGCUUCAGUACGAGGGAAUUAAGCACAUCGUGGUCAUCUACAAGGGUCGCUUCUACAAACUGGAGGUUUUGCACCCGCUGACGAACCACCAACUCACACCGUACCAAAUGGAGAAGGCGCUAGAGUCUAUUUUGAAUUCAGAGGAUGAGAUGGACCCUGUGGAGGCGCUUAUUCCUGCCUUCACCACCGCCCCCCGCGCAGAGUGGGCGGACAUUCGCGACAAGCAUUUCAUUCAAAACCCCUACAAUGUGAAACCACUGCAGUUAAUUGAGGAGGCCAUUUUUGUGCUUUGCCUUGACGACGCAAAGCCGAAGUCCCUUGAAGAGGAAGGCAUGAUGUACUUGUGCGGCAACGGUCACAAUCGUUGGUGCGAUAAAAGCUUCAACGCCAUCGUUACAGAGGACGGUCACUGUGGGGUGCAUGCGGAACACUCAUGGGGAGAUGCCUUAACCCUCGCAAACGUGGUGGAGUACAGCCACGCGUCGGAUGAAAUCCGCGAGCUCUACGCAGACGAUGGACAUGUGAAAAAACUGCCGGAAGAUGAAAAGGCGUUGGCCGAUGGCAAAUUUGAACUGUUUGCCCCCAACCGCAUCCGCUUCACGACGGACGCCGUGAUGAAACGCACCGUCCAGGCCGUGCAAGAGAGGUACCUUUGCGAGGUGAGGGACGUUGACCUCCGUGUCUUGCGCUUUUCCGACUACGGCAAGGAGUUGCCGAAGAAGCAGCGCUGCAGCCCUGACGCAUGGAUGCAAAUGGCAAUGCAGCUCGCAUACUUCCGUGAUCAAGGUCGCUUUGACCAGACCUACGAGGCGGCUUCUUUGCGCAUGUACCGCAAGGGACGCACCGAAACCAUCCGCAGCGUCAGCGAGGAGUCCUGCGCCUUCGUGAAGGCGAUGAAUCAAGCUGCCGUGAGCGCAGAGGAAAGGCUCAAACUUCUUCGUAUCGCCUGUGACCGUCACCAGCAGACAUCACGUGACGCCAUUGCAGGCCGCGGUAUUGAUCGCCACCUUUUUGGAUUGUAUUGUGCGAGUGCCGGCUUGGGGGUGGCGUCCGAAUUCCUUCAGGCGGCGAUGACGUCCAAGUGGAAGCUCAGCACGUCGCAGGUGCUUCCGCGACAGCUGCCAGACAAAUUUCACUCGCCAAACAGCGAGCUAUUUGAAACGCCCAAUGGCGGCUUUGGCCCGGUGCAAGACGACGGCUACGGGGUGUGCUACUGCCUAUACGGCAAAGAUUUGGUGUACUUCACCGUCACGUCGAAGCACAGCUGCGCAACGACAUCAUCGGCGCGGCUUGCGGAGAACAUUGCGAAGGCUCUCCGCGAUAUGGCUGCGCUGGCGAAAGAAACGUAG